CCGGUUUUACCAAUGGAAAACGCUAUUAGUUCUGACAUAAUUUUCAAGUUAGUAUUUCUCUUAAAUAGAUAGGAUUAUUAGGUUUGAUUUUCUUUUACCAUGUCGGCAUCUAUCCGAUUUACUUCAGCUCUGAAGGAAUUAAGAAUUCACUUAUGUCAAAAAAGCUCCGCGAGUAAAGGAGUCAGGGAAUUUAUCGAAAAACAUUAUGUUGAACUGAAAUCGACAAAUCCGAAAUUUCCUAUUUUAAUCAGGGAAUGUUCAGACAUAGAACCAAGACUGUGGGCAAGAUAUGAGUUUGGAAAAGAGAAAAGUAUUUCACUGGCAAAUUUAACUUCCAAUGAUGUGUUAUCAAGGAUAGCGUCGAUGGCAAAUUAAUUAGAAGAGGUUCUGGUGUGUAGUUAUUGCUAAAAUUAUAUUUGAAAUAGUACCUGA
Messenger RNA from Leptinotarsa decemlineata (Colorado potato beetle), 432 nucleotides. It is a transcript of the gene ND-B8, whose product is annotated as NADH dehydrogenase (ubiquinone) B8 subunit. Gene Ontology annotation, cellular component: respiratory chain complex I. The record is from RefSeq and is a predicted model, not a curated record. NCBI's taxonomy places the organism in Eukaryota, Metazoa, Arthropoda, Insecta, Coleoptera, Chrysomelidae.